Molecule: messenger RNA, 1345 nt
Organism: Cheilinus undulatus (humphead wrasse)
Lineage: Eukaryota; Metazoa; Chordata; Actinopteri; Labriformes; Labridae
Gene: galt
Product: galactose-1-phosphate uridylyltransferase
Exons: 11
Coding region: 95-1204 (369 amino acids)
Biological process (GO): beta-D-galactose catabolic process via UDP-galactose, Leloir pathway
Cellular component (GO): cytoplasm
Molecular function (GO): zinc ion binding; UDP-glucose:hexose-1-phosphate uridylyltransferase activity
Source: RefSeq, a predicted model, not a curated record
GAGGAAUCAGACGCAGGAGAAGCGGCAGUUACAGUGACAAAGUGCAGGUCCGUGUGUUGCCGACGGAGAGAUUAGUGUCUUCCAACGUCACAGCAUGAGCGGUAAAGAAGUUCCCUUUGAUCCAAAAGAGCACCAGCACUUGCGCUACAAUCCCUUACGAGAUACCUGGGUCCUGGUGUCAGCUCACCGCAUGAAAAGACCCUGGGCCGGUCAGAUAGAGAAGCCGCCUGAGGAACACAUACCUAGAUAUGACUGCAAAAACCCACUCUGUCCCAGGAACACACGAGCAAGUGGAGAGGUAAAUCCUGACUAUGAUGGUACUUUCAUAUUUGAAAAUGACUUUCCUGCUCUUCAGCCAGAUGCUCCAGAUCCUGUCUUGUUAGGUUUGGAUCAAGAUCCUUUGUUCCGGUGUAAAAGUGCCCAGGGCAUUUGUAAGGUAAUGUGUUUCCAUCCAUGGUCUGACAUUACUUUGCCACUCAUGAAAGAACAGGAAGUUGUCCAGGUGAUUGACAAGUGGGCGGAGCUUGUUGACGAACUAGGUGCCUCCUACCCCUGGGUACAGAUCUUUGAGAAUAAAGGAGCCAUGAUGGGUUGUUCAAAUCCACAUCCUCACUGUCAGGUGUGGGCCAGUGACUUCCUGCCAAAUGAGCCAGCUCUGUCAGACCACUGUCAGAGAGCUUACCAUCAGAAAUAUGGAAGACCACUACUGUUGCAAUAUGCAACACAAGAGGCAGAGAAAAAGGAACGGCUGGUGGUGGAGAAUUCUGAUUGGCUGGCAGUAGUACCAUACUGGGCAACAUGGCCCUACCAGACACUGUUGUUACCACGUCGACAUGUCCUCAGAAUCAAUGAACUGACGAGAGAUGAGAGGGAGGGUCUAGCUGACAUUAUGAAGAGACUGUUGACAAAGUAUGACAAUCUGUUUGAAGUUUCUUUCCCCUAUUCCAUGGGUUGGCACGGGGCCCCUACAGGUACCUAUUUGAAGGAAAACAAUGCUCAUUGGCAGUUGCAUGCUCACUACUACCCUCCUCUGCUGCGCUCAGCAACUGUUAAGAAGUUUAUGGUGGGCUAUGAGAUGCUUGCCCAGGAGCAACGAGACCUCACACCUGAACAGGCUGCUGAGAGGCUAAGGAACCUACCUGAAGAACACUAUAAAACCAGAGAGAGCCUGGCAAAAGGAAAGCAGAAAGAAAGUGGAGUGUAAAGUGAGACAAUUUGGUCUAAUGGGGGAAUUUGAGCUUUAUGAACCUACAUUGUACUGUUUUAGGAAGAUGAGGUUCAAAUGAAAAAGUGGAGUUGAUCUACUCCUUUAAUACUCUUGAACUAAAAUUAAAGUACUCUCAAC